Pseudophryne corroboree (corroboree frog) is the source of this 4787-nucleotide messenger RNA. Its product is annotated as ovostatin-like. Gene Ontology annotation, molecular function: endopeptidase inhibitor activity. Lineage: Eukaryota; Metazoa; Chordata; Amphibia; Anura; Myobatrachidae. Bases 105 to 4541 code for a protein of 1478 amino acids. Gene Ontology annotation, cellular component: extracellular region. The transcript has 37 exons. The record is from RefSeq and is a predicted model, not a curated record.
GGAUAAAACAGGUCUUUAAGAUUUCUCCUGUGUGCACCACUCCCUCUCCUGUCUGCUGUUUGUACUUACUGAAAUGAGGAAACAAUGCAAAUAGGAGGUAACUCAUGCAGGGUGUCAGCUGUAUAAAACCAGGGAUCAGCAGCCGCAGAGACUGUCAGGACUCUCCAACCAUGGGCCUGAGAAGACUACUACUGAGUGUCACCAUCUUGCUGUGCCUCGUCGCUGAGGGCAGCGCAGAUCUAAAAUAUGUCCUGAGCACACCUGCCUCACUACACAGUGAAGAAACUGAAAGGCUCUGUGUCCACCUUUGGAAUUCCAAUGAGCACCUAGAUGUCAAUGUAGUACUGCAAUACAAUGGAAAGAAUACCACCAUCUUUGCAGAGAAUGUUGUUGCUCCUAAAUACUUCAAGUGUAACAGUUACCAGGUUCCAGCUGUCUCCAUUUCCGACCCUGCGACAAUCCUCUUUUCUGCAACUGGGAAUGUCGCUAAAGUGUUGGAUCGGAAGAAUGUGGUGCUUAUGCCCACUAGUUCAAAUACCUGUAUGUUUCAGAUGGACAAAACGAUUUACAAACCUGGCCAGAAAGUAAGGUUCCGUGUGGUCUGUCUAAACCAGCAGCUAAAGGCAGUAAAUGAGAAGUUCCCAGUUAUGUACCUGCAGGAUCCUUCAAGAACUAAAAUAGUCCAGUGGUCGCAACAAGAAUCUGACCAUGGGGUGGUCAACUUGGAAUUCCAGCUGAUCAGUGACGCUACUCCUGGGUCUUACAUGAUUUCAGCGGAAAGAGAAAAGGGUUCUCCGGUCACGGAGUGGUUUACCGUGCAAGAAUAUGUGGCGCCCAGAUUUGAAAUAAAAGUGGAUGCUCCUAACAGUUUAUCGGUGACAACAGAGGAGCUGAAAUUCAAUGUUUCCGCUAUAUACACGUACGGUGAGCCUGUGGCUGGUUCCGCUGUGGUUCAGUAUUGCAAGCAGCCAGAAUUUUACGGCAGACGACAAAAUUGCUUCAAAAACAAAGGCCCCAGCUGUUCUAACAUGACCGGAGAGCUUGGUCCGGAUGGCAGUUACAGUGGUGUUAUUGACAUGAUGUCGCCCACCAUGAGGUCCAUGGGAAGAUCAACAUCUUUGACUUUGGACAUCACAUUGGUUGAAGCAGGAACUGACAUUCAAAUGACCGAAACGCGUUACAUCUAUAUCACCAGCCAGCCAGCGUCACUUCGGCUUGACUAUGACUCAGCGAACCAAUAUUUUAAGCGUGGAUUGGAUUACCCUGUUGUGGCACAUUUAAAGGAUGAGAAUGACCAACCUAUGCCUGACGAAGACAUUGACUUGGAUCUCGAGGGGCAGGAUACUCAGACUUUGAAAACGGACCAUGAUGGGCGAGUGGAGUUCCAGAUAGACACAUCCAAUAUGAUACAGCAAAACUUUACUUUCAAGGUCAGCUACAAGAAUCAAGAUCAGUGUUAUUAUUCUGAAUGGCGAGAUGCAGAAUAUCCCACUGCCGAAUACACCGUUUACAGCUUUUACUCACAAUCUGGGAGCUUCCUGCAGCUGAAACGCCCUAAAGGAGAACUGCGUUGUGGACAAACCCACAAAAUUGACUUGCAGUAUACUAUAGCCCCAUCAGGAGUUGGUGAUGGAGCAACAAAGGCCACUAUCUACUAUAUGACAUUAUCAAACUCAAAGAUUGUGAGUAAUGGUCAGAAGGAUGUUGACUUGACAAACUCUAGGAAUGGGUCCCUGUCCUUGGAUGUCCCUGUGUCCACUGAUCUUGCCCCCAGUGCGGAUCUGGUUGUAUAUGCCAUCCUGGAGAAAGAAUUAAUUGCUGACACUAUCAAGCUCGAUAUUGAGAAAACCUUUAAAAAUGUGGUUUCUAUGACUUUCUCAGCAGAAAAGGGGGUUCCAGGCUCCAAUGUUGAAGUAAAAGUUUCUGCAGAUCCGAAUUCCAUCUGUGGACUUAGAGUGAUUGAUUACAGCCUCCUGCUCCUCAACUCCUAUGAGAGGUUCUCGGCUGACACAGUCUACAACUCCCUGAGGUACUGGAGCUCCGGUUACAACAUUGGUGGCUAUAAUGUAGAGGACCCAGCACCUCCGUGUGAGGAUGGAAGAAAACUUCACCUCUUUGAUGGAGGAUUCUAUAACCUUGUAAGCAGCAGCACUGAAGGCGACAGCUAUAAUCUGCUUAAGGGACUUGGGCUUCAUGUUGCAACACCUCUCAGAAUGAGAAAACCAGAGGUCUGUAAGGAUGAGACCCAAGAGAUCAGCCCACGUCCAAUAAAAGUACUUGCUAAAGAAAGUGUUCUGGCAGACAGUAGUCUUUCUGUAGGAUACAGCGCUCGUGGUGGUUCUGCUCCAGUUGAAACGGUCCGAACAAACUUUGCUGAGGCUUUCAUGUGGCUUAUGCUAAAUCUUAACACUGAGGGUCGUGGUUCCGUAUCGGAGAAGGUGCCAGACACAAUCACAAAGUGGCAAGGAUCUGCGUUCUGUUUGUCCGAUGAGGGUGGUUUUGGCAUGACCAAAUAUCCAGCUAACUAUACUACGUUCCUGCCCUUCUUCGUGGAGCUAUCUCUGCCAUAUUCCUUCAUCAGAGGAGAAACCUUGGUUCUUCCUGUUAUUGUGCGCAACUACAUGGAUCAAUGCGUCAAGGUCCAAGUGACCAUGGAAAAGUCCAGCGCAUUUACUGCGGAACUGAAGGGCGGAGAGCAGGGUGCCUGUAUUUGCUCUAAUGAAAGAGCCACGUAUACCUGGGAAGUUCAAGCGAACAACAUUGGUGAGAUCAAUUUCACAGUGUCUGCUCAGACAACCCACAUCGGUCAGACUUGCGAUGGCCCUAAUGACUCCUCCCAGUCGCCACGCAAGGACACUGUUGUGCAGAGCAUUCUUGUGGAGCCUGAAGGUAUCCGGAGAGAGCUGACUCUGAGCAAUCUAGUGCUGGCGCAAAGCAAAAACCAUCGGAUACCCGUCAGUAUAAGUCUACCAGAGAACGUGGUGCCCGACUCACCGUCUGCUGCUGUUACUGCUAGUGGCGAUAUGUUUGCUCUCUCAUUACAAAACCUCCAGGAUAUGGUCCAAAAGCCUCAUGGAUGUGCAGAACAGAAUCUUGCCCUGGUGGCCCCCAUUCCGGCUGUGCUGGAUUACCUCAACACCACAAACCAGCUAACGGAUAAGAUACUGGAGAAGGCAAAGGGUUACAUGUCUGAGGGGUAUUAUCGUCUGCUUUCCUUUUCCAAUGGUCCCUCCUUUAAUCUAUUCAGGAAUAUGGGAAGAGAAGGGAAUACAUGGCUGACUGCUUUUGCGUUGAGGGUGCUUAAUCUAAUUAAAAAAUACGUUUACAUUGAUGAGACAAAACCACCGCAAAUGCUCAUCUGGUUGGGGAACACUCAACGUCUUGACAAUGGCUGCUUUAAAGCCCGUGGGAAUGUCUUUGCGAUGGAGGAAUCGGACAAUGAUCUUUAUACCACAGCUUACAUGGCGAUCACCCUCCUGGAAACGGAGUACAGCAUAGGAAAAACACUGUUGGACGGCUGCAUGGAGUGUCUGAAAAACGCAUCCCGGUCUGAGCAGAAGAUCCAUAUAGAUGUCUUGAUGCUCUACGCAUUCACAUUGGCCAAAGAAUGGGAAUACAGUGACCCUCUGCUUGAGAAACUGAUGAAAAAGGCAAUCGUUGAGGGUGGCACUAUACACUGGGAGCGAGAACAAAUGCCCGAGAGACCGCGGGUUCCAUUCUUCUUGCCUCCAUAUGCCUCCACGGAAGUGGAUAUUACAUCUUAUGCGUUACUGAGCAUGGCAGCACGGCCCACUAUUUCCCAAGAAGAACUCACAAAAAUGGCCCAGAUUGGAACGUGGCUGUCCCGCAAUCUGAAUUCACAUGGGGGCUUUGGUUCCUCGCAGUCCACUGUUGUAGGUAUCCAGAGCCUUACUGCACUUGGACAACUGCUGUACACGCCGAAUGCCCAGCAGACGGUGGCAAUCAAAAGGGGCAAUGGGGAUGUUGGCAGUUUUAAUCUAAAUAAAGACAACAGGCUAUUGGUCCAGAGACAGCCCCUUCCUGAUGCUAAAGGAGACUACGGCUUGGAUGUUGUUGGAACGGGAUGGUGCCUUGUACAGACCACAGUUGCCUAUAAUGUUCCAGUACCCACUGAAAAUUCUGCAUUCUUAAUGGAAAUCGAAACCUCUGCGGUUAGCUGUGUCGAAGGAGUGGCAAAAGCAGUCAAAGCCAAUGUCACCUUGAGUUAUCGUGGAUUGCAAAAAGAUUCUGGCAUGGUUAUUGUCCAAAUAAGACCGCUGUCUGGUUACAGUACAGACUUUUCAACAUUGAUUGCGCUUUUGAACCAAAAACUAAUUACCAAAUACGAGGUGAAUCCAAAGGGAGAUGCCGUUUUAUAUAUGACCUCGGUGCCUCGUAGUCCCAUUAACUUACCGUUAAGGUUUUUGAUGGGGCAAAGGGUGAUGAAAGUGAAGAGCAGCUCUGGUACUGUGUACAGUUAUUAUAACGAAGAUGAGAAUGGUUACGCAUCUUUUGAUCACCCUUGUCAAGGACACAAAUAAGGAUCCGUUUUAACAACACUGUAUAUACUGAUCUGAAAGCUGAAGAGAGAUGCCGAACUGUGCAUAGUAUUUUAUCUCCCUGGAAUGAAUGACCUCUAUACAAACGACCUAGAGUACGCGCAGCAUUAUGCAGGAAUGUCUAUGUACAGGAUGUAUACAUGAUGUACUGUAGAAGAACAAAUACUGUAUACUCUGCAGUGGAGGCAAACAAAACAAUGGAAAUAAAGUGACGCCCAUGUUACAAAA